This is a messenger RNA of Fraxinus pennsylvanica, 465 nucleotides long. The record is from the annotation of a GenBank genome assembly. NCBI's taxonomy places the organism in Eukaryota, Viridiplantae, Streptophyta, Magnoliopsida, Lamiales, Oleaceae.
AUGAUUGCAGAAACUACGAGUAAAGUAGGUUGGAAAGUUGUGGUGACUCUUGAAGAAGGGAGAAUUGAGAACAAUUUGUAUGAUGCCGAAGGCAUGCAAUUCGACCGUCGUUAUAUUUCUUCGUACUUGGUCACAUGUAGUGAGAAGAUGGCUGUCGAAUAUGAACAUUACAAGCUUCUUCGGGUUGACAAAAAGAUAUUAAAUGCCAGGGAUUUAGUUAGUAUCUUAGAAGAUACUAUCAUAGGAGGAUAUCCAAUAUUAAUAAUUGUAGAAGACAUUGAGCAGGAAGCUCUUACAACCCUCGUUGUGAAUAAGCUAAGAGGAUAUUUGAAAAUUGCUGUACUGAAAGCCCCUGCAUUUGGAAAGCUCAAAAGCCAAUACCUUGAUGACAUUCCUAUUCUCACUGGAGGUUGUCUAUCAUCUAUUGAUUGUAAUUAUGUUCUAUGUGUCAAAUAUGUAAGUUAA